UGUGCAGGCCAGCGGCGGGCGUGAGGUAGUCGGAGACUCCUUCUUCGGCAACGUCGUCUCGGCAUCCCACAUGGCGCGGUCCUCGCGGGACUGCACGAACCCGUCGCCGGCGGUCCAGCUCGCCGUGGCCGCGUGGCUGUGGCUGCUCCUGUCGGCCAGUGGCGUGCUGGCGGACGGCGGCAAAGGCACGGUGUGCCUGUGCAUGGGCCCGCAGUGCGUGCCGCCGUGCCCUGUCCCUGGGACGCCGACGCCGACGAUGUCGCCUACGCAGUUCCCCUUCUGCCCGCAGCGGCCGCCGGCGGUCGUUCCCUCCCCCCUGCGCAGCGAGCCGGAGAUCCCCGCCACCCCGAGGAAGGUGGAGCAGCCGCGCUUCAGAUCCAGCCGCCGGAGUAAAAAUUAAAUCUUGAAAAGGGAGAGGCGACGGCGUAUGGCAACAUGGAAAGGCGGCGACGACGCGAGAGGGAGAGGCGGAGGCGCUGCGUGCGGGGUAGAGGCGCCGGCGACGCGUGCGACGGAGAGGCGCCGGCUGCGGUGAGCUAGGGGUUCGGGAGCCAGCGAGCGAGUGGCUGAGCUGAGCGAGAGAGGGAGUGGGAGGGUAGUUUCGGAAAUGACAGAAAUGUCGUAACGCGAUGGAAAUUGCACUAGAAACUCCCAACGACAACUAUUUCGGAACAGAGGGAGUAACUAAAAAAGAGUUGCUAAUAGGCUAUCUACUUCAAGGCUACUCAUGCACUGAUUAUGUAGAAUGUACUCUUGUUAAUUAAACGACAGAACUACAUUUAGCUUGGCAUGUGAAUAAUAUCCUACGCAACUAAAUAACACAGUGCACUACUCUGAGAGGGCGCAGCGCAUCUAGAAGAAGUUCUCUCCCAAAUAAUUAUACUCGAACAAACGGAUAUUAGUAAUUCUAAUUGCAAGAAGUACACCCACAUUGUUUGGGCUUCUGAAUAAAUCAUCCCCAAAGAAUAUCUUGUUGUGGGGUGUUUUGUCAGGGAAUGCUUUAUUUGCAUUAAAAUAAAUAGCCUGUAGGACAUAGGAAUAUAUGUGCGUGUAACUUCAGCCAAUCAACUGAGCAGAAUUAGAGCCUCUCAGUCUGAAGGAACCAAACAAAAUCCAUUAAAUUUCCAACCACCGCAUCAAACUCGUACAAUAGAAGAACAAAUUAAUUUUACCAAAAAUACCUAAGAGUUUAUCACCUCUGUUGUGACUUCGGGGAGCGCAUCACAUGUAACCAGUAAAUCCAAAAAAAUGACCGUACGUUGGAACGGGGGAAUGCCACAAUCAACUCAUUAAAGCCGUCUUUAUUUAUUUUCUCAGAGACUCGUCAGAAUGCACAAACAUAUCAAAGGAAAGAACUUAAGUCUCUUCAAAAUAAGAAGCAUCAUCCAUGUACUAGUGCAGAACCGGGCAAUAGCACCGGUUCGUAAGGCCCUUUAGUGCCGGUUCGG
Triticum aestivum (bread wheat) is the source of this 1448-nucleotide messenger RNA. RefSeq lists its product as uncharacterized. The transcript is spliced from 2 exons. Bases 71 to 400 code for a protein of 109 amino acids. The record is from RefSeq and is a predicted model, not a curated record. Lineage: Eukaryota; Viridiplantae; Streptophyta; Magnoliopsida; Poales; Poaceae.